This is a messenger RNA of Phlebotomus papatasi, 9708 nucleotides long. Its product is annotated as eukaryotic translation initiation factor 4 gamma 3-like. Gene Ontology annotation, molecular function: mRNA binding; translation initiation factor activity; protein binding. The record is from RefSeq and is a predicted model, not a curated record. Bases 2727 to 8249 code for a protein of 1840 amino acids. The transcript has 15 exons. Gene Ontology annotation, cellular component: eukaryotic translation initiation factor 4F complex. Lineage: Eukaryota; Metazoa; Arthropoda; Insecta; Diptera; Psychodidae.
AAAGUGUAUAAUUAAAAAGUAAAAAACAUUAAGGCUUAGAUAUAUAUUAUUUAUUAAAUAUUUUUCUAGGAUAUUUUAAUUUUCUUGCUUUGCUCCUUUUCUUCUUUUAUUUUGAGCCUUUCUUCCUGUUUCUGAAGUCUAAUUCUUUUUUUUUUCUUGUAUAGCCUCUUCUUUUAGUUUUCUUUAAUCAUACGAAUUGUCACAAAGAACUUCAAACAUGAAUUUAAAAACUCCAUAGAAUAAUAAUAGAUACCUGUCCACCUUUGGGCGAAAGCAUUACACCCGUUUCGUCUAGAUUAAAGACGCGAUCAGGAGGAAGUUCCAGAAGAUCUUUGGAUUUUAAAUAUUCAUGAGUUUUCUCAAACUACUCAGUGAUGUCCUCAGUGGUAAUACCAGCUCUUUGGGUUGUGUAUGCUUCUGGUGUACGAAGUCUCAAUUCUGGGUAUCUGUUCAAAAAGCUCUUGAACCAAGAGUAUCCUGGCCUUCCAUCGGUGAACUCGUUGACAAUCUUGAACUUCUUACAAAUAAUUUGCACAGUGUUGAGGACUUGAUCUUUUGUUAUAGGAUGCCACUUGUCACUGCAUCCUAAAAUCCAUUCAACGAGCUCAUCUUCUAUAUCUUUUGGCAGCGUAGGAGGCCUUCCCCCAGAGCAUUCUUCCGGACAUUUCCCGGUCAGCUUAUUAAAAAGUGUUGUUCUUGGCACCCCAAAUAAUACUGACACCUGACUUAGUGACUUUCCUUGACGAAAAGCUUCCAGUGCUUUGUUCACUUAGUCUUGAGUAUAGGAUUUGUACUUUUUCAAUUUAUUUGCCUUUUUACCCAUCUGAAAUAAAAAGAAAACCCCUGCAAUACAAUCGUAUCUCCGGAUGUCCAACUUGUCACUUUUGCUCACGCUUCAAAUAAGCACUUUUUCUUCAUACAGUUAGUAAUUAUAUCAAAUAAAACCAUUACGUACCGUUAACUAUCGAGAUUAAACACUUUAUUCCACUAAAAUUUGCCAGAAAUAUUGAGAAAUGUCAACAGAACCGAAAAACCAAAGUCACUCUUCUUGUGUUUUUAUUAGGAAAAAAUGGCCGAUCGAUGUAUUUUUUCGACGGUGAAAAGUUACACUGUCAAUUGAGGUGAGAAUUUUAUACGUUAAAUCUUAUUCAUAUGAAUGGAUUUUCACUUUAUUUGCAGCACAAGGAACCAAAUAAUUAAACUAUAACAUAGAAAAAUUUACAAAUUUAAAUUUAGUACUGUAUUUAUCAAGAAAAAAUUGCCCGCCCAACUUGUACCAGCGAAAUUUUCCAACUUUUGCCAUUGUCCAACUUGUACCAAUUUACCCUACUGGUCGUUUCUGCAAUGCCGAAGAGAAAUUGUAUGAUAAUACGUUGAAAUAUAACAGAAUUUAAUUACAAUGCCUUGAAAAUCAUUUUCUUUAAAAAAGCCGUCGCAACUUGGCUUUGCGGCCGCCAAAAAUGUUUCGAUUCAUACCACUCAAAUUGACAGCAAAAUGUCGUUGGAAUCAGAAUUCAAAUACCAGAAGACAGAGACAAAAGAUAUCGUGGUGUCACUCUCUAUUUAUGUAGUGAGCACACCUUCUUAAGUCAUUACACCAUGUGGCCCACCUUAUUACUUUGUUAUUUGUUUUCAUUCAUCUUGGUUGAAAGGAUCCUCCUCAGUAUGAAUACCUUUCAUUUUCACCACAUUGCAAUAUGCGUAUGGUCAACCGGGCUUGUAUUUGACACAAAACUGACUCAAGAGCGCGCCAAAAAGUAGAUUAAUUAGCAUUUUCUGUUGCUGACAUUUAGGCGCUUGUGCCACUCUUUGAACUGUUGAAAGGUUUUUCCCCUGUUUCUAUGACAGCACCCAGCCAGCGCCCUCUGUAAUUGCCUAAUUGUCAGGCGCUCUAUUCCAUUUGCCAGAAGAAAAAGUAAAAAAAAAAGGGGAUGGGGCGAAUUUUCCCAUCGAGAAAAAGGGGUUGGAAAUGCGUUUGCGCGACAAUUUGGUUUUUCCUUUCUCUCGUGUGUCAACAAGGGCAAGAUAUUGGUGGUACGAAAAAAAGGGGUUGCUGAGUGAGAGAGAGAGAGAGAGAUAGAGAGGGAGAAAAAAGAGAAAAUUUGUGGAGAAGGAAAAUAAAGUUUUGCUGCAAAAAUUUUCUAUUCUCCAUUUCUUAACACAAAAAAUAACCACAAGAUUUUUUCGUUUUUAAGAGAAAAAAAAGACAGUUUUAAGAAGGAUAGAGAAGUGGACAAAAACUUAAAACAUUUUUAAAUGAGAAAUUUUUUAGUGUUUAGUGAUUUAUUCUUCUAAUUUUUCUUUUUUUUUGUUAAUUUGUGUGUUUGUGUGCUAAAAGGGCAACGUUUAAAAGGAAAAUAGGAAAAGUCCACAGAGAGAGAGACAGUGAUUUUCUGAAGGGAAAAAAGGAAGAAAAGUGCAAAGGACACGAAAGUGGUAGCUUUUUGGGGUUAUUUGGAUGGUCAAUUGAGAGAAAAUUUUGUCCGGGGUUGUUUUUUUUUUUUUUUUGGGGGGGAACACCUGGCGCCUCUCUUUUCCUCAGCCCCCGCAGCAUUGACGGAACAAAAAAAAAGGCGAAUUCCUGAGCCACAGCAAAAGGUACACAGAAAAAAAGGGGGCGACAGGAACAAGAAGAAAAAGAAGAAGAACCUCUGUGGGAGGGGCUAAAAAGGAAGAGAGAAGUGAAGUGAUUUUCCAGUUUUUUUUGCAAAGUAUUGUGGUUUGGUAUGUUGUCGCGAUAUGUCAAUAACUAUUCAGGGGGAUCUGGACACCAUCAUCAUGGGCAGCAAGUACCAAUAAAUCCACAAAUGCCACUGAAUUUGGUGGCAGAGCCAAAGGGCGGUGUAGGAGGAGGAGGAGGAGGAGGGGGAGGUGGAGGUGGUGCUAAAAGUCACGAUUACCAUGUGAUAAAUUCACAAGUAUCACCAUCUGGUCACUUUCGCAUCAUUCAUCAAAGGGCGGAUGGGUUCCAUGCACCAGCAACAUCUGCAGCAUUCAGUGGACAGUCGGUGGGUGGACAACAACAGCCACCAUCAUCCCAGCAACCACCUCAGAAUCCCAUCCAGAGAGCCAUGAAUCAGGCAGCACCACAGCAAUCACAAACUGGUCAACCAGCACCGCCUGAUAUGCAAAAAAUGGCCCAACCACAGCAAACACUGUCAGCCUAUGCCCAACAGACACGUCAAGGUGCCGCCACUGGUCAACCACCAUCAAUUUAUUCGCGCAACAAUGGAUCAAAUGCACCAACAAAUCGCAAUAGGGGUCCAUCAAUAAUGUCAUCACCAAUGUUUGCUGCCUCACCACAUGGUAUACCACAGCAUUUGCUAAUGACACAAUUUCCAACUGGCCUGGCACCAGGUGCCUUCAAUUCUCAACCACGUCAGACCCAAAAUCAAAUCUAUCAGCAGCACAAUCAGGUGCAAUUCAAUCAGGCCACCCACAUUCAACCGCCCAGCUUUGCAACAUAUCCCUACUUUGUGUCACAGCCACAGUACCUUCAGCAACGUCCAAAUGCCACGGCACCAUUGGGUGUUAGUCAGGGUGGACAGACACUGGCACCGACAUCAUCACAGCCUGGCAUUUCAAUUCCACCGACAGCACUGCCACCGUCGGCCAUUAAUACAGCUGCAAAUGUUGGGGGACCACCUGGUGGACAGAGUGGUACAUCAGCUGGAUCAGGAAACAAUCGUCGACAGCAUGCACUCAAGGUGAUUGAUCCAAAUUCCGGAAUGGACAUUCUCGAUGAAUAUCUUAAAGGGAAUACAUCGCGUACACAGAGUCCAGCUGCAGCUGCUGCAACAGUGACAGCUGCUGUCACAAGUAGCUCAGAUACCGUUGUACAAUUUGGUACGACAGUUGUAACAACAAUGGCCACCACAGUCGAUGACAGCCGAAAUGCUGUUGGCGGUGUUGGUGGUGGUCCUGGAAGUGGAAGUGGAAGUGGUAGUGUUGGUAGUGGAAGUGCUGGAGGUCCAAUUGACGGUACAAUACGACCGGAUUAUGGGACAGUGAUUGACAUGAGACUACCACAGACAGCACCAGAUCAUCUUGGUACAAUGACACCAGUUGUCAGUGCCAUUUCCGAUGGUCCGGCCGUCGAUAUAACGCCCAAACAGACGCAAAAUAAGAAGAAGAUAAAACCAACAGAGACUGCCGGAGGAGGAGGAGGAGGAGGAGGAGGUGGUGGUGGUGGUGGAGGGGAUAAGAAGGAUGUUAGCCAAGUGGUUCCAGUUGCAGCACCAGAAGUCACCACGGAUGCGACAGUUGCAGCAGUUGCUGUGACAGCUGUCAGUGAAACAAUUAAUUCACUUGACAACAAUCCCGACAGCACCAGUAGAACUACACCAGCUGCAACGACGGAUGCUGUGAUUGCUGCCAAUGCAAAUAUCAGCAACAAUAAUGUCGUUGGAUCGAAGACUGUAACGGUUUUGGCUGAUGAAAUGCCAAAUAGAAUUGAUACAACAAUGACAGUUACGACAACAAUGGAGCUCGAAGGUGGCAAUAAUAAUAAUUUGCGAGAGACAACAACAACAACAACAACAGCAACAGAUAGCAGCAUUAUUAGUGAUAAUGUUAUGUCAAAUGUUGUUGAAAAUCAAUUGACUCCUUCAGUGGUUCAAACUGGCCAAAUGCUCAUGAAUAACAAUGGCGAAGAUGGCGGCGGCGGCGGCGGUGUUGGCGGGGGUGUUGAUGGAAGUGAUUUAGCGAAUGAUGAUGGAAAAGGUGAUGGAAAUAGUGUUGCAACAACACUAUCAUCAUCCCUUCCUGCUGACAGUAAUGAAAAUGUCACUGUGAUGGCAGCACCAUCAAUUGAUGAGACUGACGAGGCGCCAUCUGUGCUGGAGGAUCAGCAACAGCAUCAGAAUCAUCAGGAGCGAAUGGAAAAGGUAGCAUCAGCAGAAAUAUCAUCAAUUGCUUCUGCUGUUGCUACUGAGGAGGCUGUGAAGGAUAUACAGUUGGAUGAUACGAAGACAAGUGGCGGAGGCGGAGGAGGCGGAGGAGGAGGAAGUGGUACUGGACCAGUUGGUGGACAAUCAACAGCGCCAUCAGUAGAACGAACAGUAGCACUUAUUGUCUACGAUGAAGGACAAUGGAGUCCAUUGAAUCCAGACGGAAAACGGUAUUACACACCGGAACAAUUGAGAAAAUUGUCAGAAAGUCCAAGGAGUAAAUUGAAGCCGGACGUUAAGUUCGAGCAUAUCCUCAAGAAGCCACGUGGUGAGGCAAGUGGAGGUGGAUCAGGUGGAGGAUAUCAAAUGGGCAUGGGAGAGAGAAAAUUGGCGACUGGAAGGGGCGGCGAAAGUACCCUUCUGCCCCAUUUUGCACUAAAUCUCUCAAUGCAACGCAGUACAGGAAAUCAACCACCAGGAACAUACAAAAGGGUGAGUCAGCAAGGUAGUAAAUCAAGUGGAGGAGGCGGAAGUGGUGGUGGACAGUCUCAAGGGAAGAAUCCAACAAAGAGUCUAGUCCAUGUAACCCUAUCACUCAAAGAAGAUGUCAAACUCAAUGAAACUGAAAAUGCCUGGCGUCCAAGUCACCUCAAAGCACCGGAAAAUGUGGCCGAUGAAGAGAGAAUAACUGAGGAAUUGUAUAAGAAAUUCCGAUGUAUUCUCAAUAAAUUGACACCGGAAAAAUUCAAUGUACUCGUAGGCCAAGUUAAAUCACUGAAAAUUGAUACGGAUGAACGACUAAAUGGAUGCAUUGAAUUAGUAUUUGAGAAGGCUGUCAGUGAACCAAAUUUUUCUGUAGCCUAUGCUCAAUUGUGCAAACAAAUAUCAACAAUAAGUGUUCAACCAUCUGGUGCAACAGUAUCAUCAUCUACGUCAUCGUCUACGGCCGAAAAUGGUAGUGAUGGUCAACAGCAACAGUCGGCAACGAAGCCAACAAAUGAACAGCAACAGUAUAUGUUUAGGAAAACCCUUUUGAAUCGGUGUCAGGCUGAAUUUCACACAAUUAGUGCACAGACAGCUGCACAGGAAAAACGUGUACUACGUGCUGAUGAAUUUAAAGAUGAACCAGAACGUCUUGAAGAGUAUAAAUUGAUGUUGGAGGAAGAAGAGAGAAAAUUGCGAUGGCGUGCACUUGGUACUGUACGUUUUAUCGGUGAACUAUUCAAAUCGGACAUGCUGACGUCGGGCAUCAUGAAUAAUUGUAUAGCAAUUCUCAUGAAUAAUCGCCAUGAAGAUAGUCUUGAGUGUCUGUGUAAACUCCUAACGACAAUCGGACAGAGACUAGAUCAGGCAAUGUUGGUGGAUUAUUUUGUGAAAUUGCAGGAAAUUGUUGAUAAUCGACGACAACAUAAGAUUAGCAGUCGAGUGAGAUUCAUGAUUCAGGAUUUAAUUGAUCUGAAGAAGAACAAAUGGAUACCAAGGAGACCAGAUCUCAAGCCCAAAACGAUCGUUCAGAUUCAGAAGGAGGCAGAAGCUGAAUACAACAAUCAAGCAAUUGGUGGUGCCACUGGUGGCGGCUACCAGAUUAAUCAGCGUGAUAGGCAUCGUGGUGGUGGAUCUGGAGGUGGAUCCGGUGGUGGCUACAGCAAAGGAAGUAGUCACGGUGGUGGAGGCGGUGAGAGACAGAGUUCCGGAGGCGGUGGGAAGAUCAAUGAAGACGGAUGGACACUUCAGAAUGCUAAAAGUGGACGAAGUACGGCUGUUGACACCAAAAAACUCAGUGUUAAGGCCACAAAUAUUGACCAACAUACGCCACUUGGUACGGCUCAGACGUACAAAUGGCAACCACAGUCGACAAAUAUGUACCAGGCUCUCAGUGACAUGGAUAAUCAACGAUCGGACAGUAGUUCGGGUCAGGGUAAGGGUAGUAGCAAGGGUUUUGGUGGCUUCAGCAAAGGAUCAACUGAGCGUGAACGGUACGAAGGACGUGGAUCUCAGCACAAAUCACGGGAAAAUUCAACAACACGCAGCGCCGCCUCGCGGAGUCUUCAGGCACCAGCUAGGCCACAGGGUCCGGCUGGUCGUAUGCCAUAUGCAUCAAUGGCUAGUACAUCUCAAGGUGGCAGUACACGUAGCAGUUCAACGGCAGCCGUUGAAAAGGCUGUACAACAGGAAAAACCAUCAGGAAGUUCAUCGAGUCUAGGGCAUCAACAGACACAGCAACAACAGCAGCAACAGAAGCAACAGGUGCAGCAGUUAACUGAGGAAGAACUGACAGAGAUUGCCAGUAAAAUCCGACGUCGUUGGACGGAAAUGGUGAUGGAAGUUGUUGAGGGUUACACUAAAGUUGAUCAGUGUAUGGAUGAUAUUGAGAAGGUGCCAGAGGAACAUCGACAUUUGGGCAUUAGGGAGAUUUAUGAUGCAAUGUUGGAGCAAAAGAAGAAACAUCGUAUGGCAACAGCUGAUAUUCUUGUUCAUGCUGUUAGGAAUUCAAGAGCAUUGAGUAUUGAUACCUAUUUGCAUGGACUCCGACUCCAUAUGGAUGGUAUCGAUGAGAUUGCCAUCGAUGUGCCAAUGAUCUUUGAGUUCAUUCCUGAAUAUUUGGGUCCAAUGAUCCUUGCCAAAAUCAUAACACUAAAGACACUCGCAAUGGUGUCGGAAAAUCUGAUAAAGGCAAAUCUUGGUGGUAAUCUUCUGCAGCAUCUUCUGAGAUAUUUAAUAUUUAAACGUGAUGCUGCAUAUGUACUGGAUUUGUGGGAGAAGAGUCAGGUUAAAUGGACUGAUUUUAUGUCACCUUCCAAAGUAGAUGAAUUUAUAGCCAUAAAUAAUUUCAACUUUCUCAUCAACAAGGACUUCACCACUUACCAAUCAACGAGCUCAACUACUGUUCCACUCGAUCGUUGUGUUCAUGAGCGCCUUAAGGAAUUGAUUGUGUCCAAUUCUUCCUAUGAUACCAUUGAAGAAUGGAUUGCGGCAAAUAUUGGGACAAUUGAUAAGAAUUUCAUAAGAAUCCUCACAACGGUGGUGAUUGAGUCGUGCCUCUAUCCCAAUUACAAGGUCAAUGGACCUCUUCUGGAGCAACAAUGUCGCCUCCUGACCCGAUACAUUGAGAAUACGGAAGAAUUUGAGAUGCAGUGCCUGUUUGCCAUUCAGAAGCUCAUCUUUAAACUGGAACAUCCGUCAGGUCUAAUGAAUCACAUCUUCGUCACACUUUACGAGAUGGAAGUUCUAUCGUCGGAUUCAUUUAAGAACUGGCUAGAAUCACCAGAAGAACCAGAAGGCAAAGGUGUUGCUGUAAAGUCUCUCCAUUCCUUCUUCACACACCUCUUCAUCAAUGACUUUUCCGAUGACAAUGACUGAAUGAUUGCAAUAACUCCAAAAAAAUGGCUGACUUUUGGCUGAAAGAGAAGGAAAAGAAGAAAGAAAGAAAAACAAAGUGAAAUGCGUGUGCCCAUGGUGUUGAUAAGAAGAAGAAGAAAAAAUGAAACAAAAAUUAACAAUUUAAAAAAAAAAGGAGAAUAAUUUUAAGGGGUUGGGCGGGAAGCAGUGAAAGUAAGUAGGUAAAUUAAAGAAGAAGAAAAAACAAAAGAAAAAAAGAAUAUUUUUUGCUAAAGGAAGAAAAUUGUGAAGAGAUGAAUUAUUAUUAUUUUUUUUUUAAUUGAAUUGUUUUUUUUUUUUUCAUGGGAAAUAUUCUGAAAAUCGUGAGAAAAAAUUAUAAAGCAGAAAAAGAAUAAUUUAUUAAAAAAAAAAGAAAAGUAAAUUGUAAAUAUUGCAAAAGAGAAAAGGAAUUAAACAUUUUCUGGGGGGAGAGACGGGAAGAAAAAUUUUCAUGAGAAAUUGUAUAGAAAAGGAAAAUUGUAUUGUGGAAAAUUUAUUUGAAGUUUUUUUUUCUUUUUUCUUUUGUUUUUUAAAGAUGGAUCAUUCAGAUAGCUUAAAAGAAAAAAAGCAUGGGAUAGUUAUUAUUUUCUUUACCUUUUUUUAUUAUUAUUAUUAUUAUUGCUAUUAUUGCUAUUAUUGACAGAUUUAUUGAUGAAUUAAUCUAAUCGACCAUUGAGAAAGGAUAUACUAAAGAUUUUUCUUUUUCUUUUUAAUAAAAUUGAACAAAAAAAAAAGAAGAGAAAAACUUAGAAAAAAAAAGAAAGGGAUAUAGAAAUGAUUUAAUGAUGAAAUUAUUUAAUUAAAAAAAAAAAAACAGAAGAACGAGAAAAAAAGAAAAGAAAAUGAAGAUUUAAGGAUUAUCUAGUGAAUUAGAGGAGGAUUAUAUUUAAAUAAAAGAAAUAUAUAUAUAUAUAUAUAUAUAAAUAUAUAAAUAUUAUUAGAAAUAGAAGGAAAACUGUAAAUUUUGCUAUUGAAUGAAAAAGAAGAAGAAAAAGUAAAAAUGAAAGAGAAAUAAAAGAGAAAUAAUGUCAACAAGAAAAUGAAUUAGAGAAAAAAAAAACAAGAAGAAAAAUAAUCGCAAAAGCGCGAAUACAGAUUAAAAAAAAAAAGAAAAUUUCUACUCUAAGAAAAACAAAAAAAACAAAAAAUUACUCAUUUUUUCUAUUUUGGUUUUUUCCUUCUAAAAUGAAUUUUUUUUUUAGAAAAAAGAAGCAUCUUUUUGUUUUUAUUUCACCAAUUUUUCUUUUGCAUAAAAUUAUAAGUAAUCAUAUUAAAAACAAAAAAAAAAUGUCAAAAUAUAUACUUCUUUUUUCUGUUCAUUUUUUUUAUAUUUGUAAUGCAAUUUACGCAAAAUGCGCGCGAAGCAAAAGUUUGAAAAAUUGCAAAAGAAAAAAAGAAGGAGAAAGUAAUAAUUAAAGAAAGAAGAAAAAAAACAAAAAAA